UCAUUCCAGCAAGUAGCCUCAGAACCGUAUGCUGUUUAAACAAACGAUCAAACUAUUAAUAGAGCAGCUGAGUAGUGCGCGGCCGGAUGCCGCUAUCAGCCGGCGCGAAGCUUCCGCCCCACUCCGCUCGCCGCUCACACAUCCGAGUGUACAAAGCAUACGCUAACUUGCUGUCUACAGCCCCUAUUUAAAGUAUAUAUUUAAAAUCUCAGAAUAUAGCCAACACCGCAGAUCACUGAACGAACUUCCGGAUACGGCGAUCCCUUGCUAUCACGCAGUGUCCACAUCUGAUUGUAUAGUGAUGUCGGUGCGGCGGCGCGUGACGGGCGCGCUGCGGCGCUGGCGCGCGCUGCUGGCGGGCGGCGCGCUGCUGGCGGCGCUGUGCGUGCGCGUGCCGGCGCGGCUGCACGCCGAGCUGCACUUCCCCGCGCACGCGCCCGCAGACAUCGCGCACCACCUCGCCGACUUCUCCAACCAGCCGGGCAUCACGUCGUGGCGGGUGACGGAGGACCGCAGCAACUACACGACGUGGCAGUACGCGGUGCAGUUCACUUGCGGCGCGCGCUGCGGCGGCACGGCGUGGGUGGUCGCGCACGACGAGCCGGCGCCGGGCGGCCCGCGCCACGGCCGCAACGCGCGCCGCCACCGCGUGGCGCUGCGGGCGCGCGUCUGCUCCGCGCCGCCGCUGCUGCCCUGGCCGCGCCUCUGCGAGGAGCUGGAAGUGGAGGGCUCGGUGUGGGCGGACGCGGCGGCGGGCGCGCGCCUGCGCCUGCAGUGGCUGCGGCGCUGCGGCGCGCUGGGCUGGCUGCGCGGCGCGUGCGGGCGCGAGCUGCGCGCCGACCGCGACGCGCGCCGAGCCGCGCUCAGCGCCGCGCCGCACGCCGUCCGUCUCUAACCGACUGCUGCAAACUUGCUUUUUAUGCCGCGGCCACACAUUGGGGACAUUUGCACCGACGGGUCAGGUUUUGUGACUUUUUGGCGGGAAGUCAAACAAGGCGGCAAAUUUGUUUUAUAAGUUUUUGAAUUAAUAAAAAACUAUUGAUAAAAUACCUUAAAAGUCAGCAUAGUAAGUACUUAAAACAACUAAGAAUGAGUGUGCAUAGUGGCGGUGAAGAACCGCCCCCGGAACCCGGAGAAAAGCGAAGAAGAAUACACACUUCAGGCGGGAAUGCCGAUUCGCAUAAGUAUAAAAUAUUUACGAAGCCUAACUAUAAGCGUUUAUUCAUAGAAAACAAUAACACCGAGUUCACAGUUUACGUACAAUCCACAGAAGAUGAAAAGUUAGGGAACAAGAACCCCAUAACGCUCACCAACUUGAUCACAGAUCAGGUGAAAGAUGUUAUAGGGGUUCAUAGAAUUAAUGCGCAUAAAAUAGGGAUUACAUUUCGAAAAGCUGCAGCAGCAAAUAAUUUCCUGAAAAUGGAGGACUUUUUAUGGAUACAUAAGAUGAAAGCAUUUAUUCCAUCAAACCUCACUGAAAGAGUUGGUGUGUUGAGGUAUGUACCGAAGGACUUAUCCAACGAAGAGAUUUACAAAAGUAUGGUGUGCGACGCCGAAGUCGUAUCUGUCAAAAGAUUUAUGAGGAAAGUAGAAGGUAAACUCGUGCCUCUAAACACUAUUUCAUUAACUUUCGCCUCUACAACUCUACCACAGUAUGCCUACAUUAAACUGUUCAGAUAUGAAGUUAAAACUUAUAUACCACCAUUACUACAAUGUUACAAAUGCCUAAAAUUUAACCACUCAGCAAAAGUCUGCAGAGGUGAACAGCACUGCUCUUCGUGUGCUGGUCGCCACUCCUACCGAGAUUGUGACGUCGAAGAAGUUAUAUGCAUAAACUGUUCAGGUAAUCACCUUGCCAUUUCUCGAGAAUGUCCCAUUAAAAAACAAAAAAUAGAAGAAAGAAAAGCCAAAUACCUUAGACAGCAAAUGCAGCAAUCAUAUGCCACUGUUGUGAACACACCCCCUACCUUUACUAAUAAGUCAUUCCCUUCUUUACCUAAAGUCGCAGAUAAACCGAAAGUAAAUGACGCCCUGGAUAUGAACAAAAUAGCAAAUAAUGAUAUAAUUAUAAACGCAAUUGUAAAAUCGUUGGUAGCCUUAGGAAAUAAGAGUGACUCUGAUGGGCCUCUCACACAUAAGAGAAUAAAAGAAAUAUUUUUA
Helicoverpa armigera (cotton bollworm) is the source of this 2160-nucleotide messenger RNA. RefSeq lists its product as uncharacterized. The transcript has 4 exons. The record is from RefSeq and is a predicted model, not a curated record. NCBI's taxonomy places the organism in Eukaryota, Metazoa, Arthropoda, Insecta, Lepidoptera, Noctuidae. The coding region runs from base 302 to 895 and encodes 197 amino acids.